Molecule: messenger RNA, 3405 nt
Organism: Exophiala bonariae
Lineage: Eukaryota; Fungi; Ascomycota; Eurotiomycetes; Chaetothyriales; Herpotrichiellaceae
Exons: 2
Coding region: 1-3405 (1134 amino acids)
Biological process (GO): proteasome-mediated ubiquitin-dependent protein catabolic process
Cellular component (GO): nucleus; proteasome regulatory particle, base subcomplex; cytosol
Molecular function (GO): polyubiquitin modification-dependent protein binding
Source: RefSeq, a predicted model, not a curated record
AUGCAAUCUGCGCCUUCACAAACUCCCCCAAACGCGACUCCAGUAGCUCAACCCCAACUUCCCUCGCCUCCCUCCCAAUAUGGACUCUCAGACAUCCUGUAUGAUGCCUCUAAUGGCCUUCUCCCCGAGAAUAGCCCCAGAGUACCAGACUCUGCCAUCGAGGAUACCGAUGAUGCCUCCGUCAGUUCCAGCGGUACCCAACGCGGACGCUCGACCAACACCGGAUUGAGAGGCAGUCGUGACAAUUCUUCGCAAGAAGGAUCGCCUGGAAGUCGAAUUGACGAAUAUGAAAAGGCAAAUUCACAGCCAAGAAAGCUUUCUGAUGGAAUGAUAUUUCAGAUUGUCCCUUCAGCAAAGGGCAAGAUCGAUACUGUCUCUAUCGAGAUAUUCCCAAAUGAGGUGUUGACUCACAUUCUGUCUCACUUACCUCCAGAGACGUUGUCAUCCAUGAGUCUACUGUCGCGCAGGUUCCAUAAGCUGGUCACUACGCCAGCUCCAUGGCGGAUCGCGUUCGCACGAUAUUUUCCAGGCGCGGAGUCUGUUGGAGUUGAAGGUGGAAGUGCCACCCACGAGCCUUCGUCUGAUGUCGAGCGCGCACAGCGCAGAAGUUUCACUAGGCUAUCUGCACUUGCUUCGUGGAGAUCGGAAUACAUCUUGAGAACUCGACUCCUACGUUCUCUCGGCCGCGGACGACCAGCGAUGGAAGCUAUAUCCAGAUCAAGUGCUUCCCGACAUGCUAGUAGUGCUGCAGCCGCUGCAGUCAUUACCUAUGUAUCUGGCUUGAACUAUCCCGUUAGCCAUCUCCACGCUACCUUUGGCGUAGGCUUGAACAAGAAACAGCCACAGUUCAUGCAUGGUGCAGUAGAACAAGGCCUGGUUUCUGUCAGUGAACCAAGUACCGGCAAACCGGGCCAUUGGGGACUGACUGACUUUGAAGGAUUCAAGCAUUUUGCUGAUCAGUUUCCCGGCGAGCUGCCAUUUGGGCUUGGUUCCGGUAACGUUGUGGGUAUGCCUAAUGUGAUGGAUGUUAGUCAACAAUACGGCAGAGUCUAUGGAGAAGCUUGUCCUGGCGGUCGCCUAUUUUAUACAUCGACAAGCGAACAACGUGGGCGAUUCGUAGUCCAGUCCUCAAGCGCAGAUCACGCUCGUGGUAUUCCUGAGGUGAACCCUGGCUCUGCCAUUUGCUCGGUCUGGUUAGCAAAGUCUGAAAACAUCCUCAAAGCGACAAACGGGUUGGUCGGGUUUUUGGCUGGUUUUUCCAAUGGCGUGCUGGGUGCGUACGCACUGGGAGUCAAUCCUGUACAAGACCGUCGAUUUGAAAAGGGUGAGCCUACGGCUAAAUGGGUACUCUGUCCCGGUGUCCCGAUCACCGCCAUUUGCAUUGAUGAGAAAGUUUCCAAUCGUCGACUUGGAUCUGGGAGGAUUUGGGCAACGGUACUCAACGCUCUUGGAGAAGUCUUCUAUCUCACAGAAGCCCCGGCACGUCCAGACUUUGUUGGCAAGGCCUCGGCUCAAGACAUUGACCGACUAGCCUGGCAAACUGGAAGAAGCGUACGCUGGAACUUGGUGGAGGCGACUCGGCGUCGAGCGAAGCCCGAUCCCUUCGGGACGGUCCAGGUCGACGGGAGCUAUUCUCCGCGUAGUUCGAGUGAUGAUGCCGACUUAAGCACCGAUCAAAUCAUUGCAGAAACCAAAGAAAUCGAGAGGUUCUUCCUUCACAAGGCUAAGCACUACAAGUCUGUUUGUGAAGGCUGGGAUAUGCGGCGCAGACUUUUGGUAGAUUUUGGUGCGGAUGAUCAUCGAGGUGCCGGAGAAGCCAUCUUUGUGAUUGAAUGUGGGCUUGAUGAAGGUUCAAGGGCGUCCAUCCAACGUUUCAACCGAUGCAAAACGAAGCUCGCGGUCGAUUUCGAUCUUGAUGCUUGGCCGGCGAUACAAUCACCGGCGCCUCACAGUUCUAUCUUUGGAUCUGGAGGCACGCCAUCGCGUUGGGACACGGUGUCAUCACCAAUCUCAAGGAGUGUGCCACGCUCGCGGACAUCUAGCCAAGAUGACACAGUUGAUGUCAAGUUUAGGGAAGACUGGUAUACUUCACACUAUUCUUUUGGCGAGCAUCGCAAUACAGCCGUCUCGGCUUUGGCGUCAGACGAUACCGAAUUUGCCACGCUUGCGGCCACGGAGGACCCCCUUCUAGGUAUGUCUGGAGGAUCCAAUUCAUCAUCCCCUCUCGCAUCACCAUUGGGUCGGAUGGCAAUCCUAGGUACGGCUUCCGAGAUACCUGGACAUCGUGCUCGCCUAUUUGGUAUUGGUACAAUGUCUGGGAUAGUGAUACUGUGGGAUAUGCGUGCCAGUCUAUCUCCGAAUCCUGAUGUUGUCAACACAAUCCAGCCGGUUCGAACACUCUACACCAAAUCUCCUCAGAUCGCAUCACUGGCUCUAACCUCGCUCUACUUGGUGCAUGGUGGUAAUGACGGACUUGUACAAGCAUGGGACCCACUUGCAUCCACCAACGAGCCUAUCAGAACACUCAAUUCAAGGUUUUCCGACCGUGCUCGACGCAGGAUCGCUCAAGCAGAGGCUUCAAUCCAUGGCGUUGGUAACAAUUACUAUGCUGCUGGGGCUAUAGUCUUGGACCCUGACCCAACCGCCUUGCGUGGUAUGGCGUCUCUAGGGACCUAUUUGAGAUAUUGGUCGUACAGCUCAACUGCUGCUGAUGCGUAUAAGAGCAGGAAAAGAGGCCAGUUACGUCGACGAUCAGAAAGAGGGAGCAAUUCGACUCCUGCCAGUCAAAAGGUCAGUGCCACGGGUCGGGGAUUACUGAAAGACUACAUCAGUAAUGAGCACAUGGAGAUGGAACGAGAAAAAGUUGCGAGACGUAAAGAGAACGAACGCCUCACUGGCAGGUUUGGGACGAAUAUUCUGGGGGAGGGUGCGAGUGAGGAAGAACUACUGGCAUACGCCACGAUGCUCAGUGAAGAAGCCUUUCAAAGCGAAGGGCAAAACCGAAAGCCGGAGGAAUGGGGUCAUGCCUCACCUAAGUUAUCACUUCCAGUCAAUCGCGCCGGCAAUAACAACGCAGUGGAGACGGAUGCCGACCUCGAAGAAGCAAUCCGGUUGAGCUUACUCGACAGUGAACAGGCUUCGUCCUCACCUAUUGCAAAUGAUAUCCCUAUUCGCUAUGCCAAAAGCUCACGGCAUGGAACCCCUUCGCGCAAAUCUAAGCCCAGCAGCAGCAAGGCUCUAGCCGCGGGUGACGACGAAGACGACCUGGAAUUCGCUCUACGACUGAGCCUCGCAGAGGAGCAAAGUAGGAAGGCACUAGAUGACGAGUUUCCGGUGUUGGCCCCUUCAUCAAGCUCAGCCUCUGAAGGUCGUGGAAAGGGCAAGGGAAAGUCAAGACGUCGCUAG